This is a messenger RNA of Thrips palmi, 1615 nucleotides long. It is a transcript of the gene Ets65A, whose product is annotated as DNA-binding protein D-ETS-3. The transcript is spliced from 9 exons. Gene Ontology annotation, molecular function: sequence-specific DNA binding; DNA-binding transcription factor activity, RNA polymerase II-specific. Gene Ontology annotation, biological process: regulation of transcription by RNA polymerase II; cell differentiation. Gene Ontology annotation, cellular component: nucleus. Bases 393 to 1592 code for a protein of 399 amino acids. NCBI's taxonomy places the organism in Eukaryota, Metazoa, Arthropoda, Insecta, Thysanoptera, Thripidae. The record is from RefSeq and is a predicted model, not a curated record.
UCUUGGAGCCUCCCCAUGGACCUGGCGUAGCCUUGCGAAGCCUCGCGAAGCCUGGCCCGCCGCGCCGUGCCCCCGGUACCAUGCCACCUUUCCCAGUAUCCCCACUUUCGCCGAGUUGAGUUCGCGCGCCGCGAUCAGUGUCGUGUCGCGUCUCCGCCAAGGAAUUUGUGUUAAUUUUCAAGACAGUGGAAGAAAAAAGUGCAACAGCGCGGCGGGAAUCGAACCCGCGUCACUUUGAAGAGAUGGUUUUCCAUCAGCGAGAACCAUGACCGCGCUGCUCGUGAUAGUGGACUCCGCUGCCGACCCGGCGAGCAGCUUUUUUUGAGAACCAGUCUUCGGAAACAACCGGCAAGCUGUUCACCGAGGGGCCGACGGAGUACCUCGCCGCCAGGAUGUACGAGAGCUCGUGCUCGUACCAGUCGGCGCUGGAGCGGCUCGCCUGCCCGUCCAUGAUCAAGAGCGAGGACUGCUCCGGCGCGGGCGUGGCGGGCGUGGCGGCGGUGCCGCCGGGGGCGGACUGGUACCGCCUGGCCUGCAACACGUCCACGUUCGAGCAGCUCAAGCAGUCCGUGGAGAAGGCCAAGGCGGCGCUGCAGGACCGCGCGGCGCAGGGCUACCUGUCGCCCGCCUCCUUCACGGAGCACCUCGCCGAGCACCUGGCACCCUCCAGCAUCGCCAGCGCGGCGGCCAGCAUGGCCACCGCCCCCCAGGGCGCCUCCACGGCGCACUCGGCGGGCGGCGCGCACACCCCCGUCAGCCAGCAGCAGCUGCACGCCGCCCCCGCCCCGCAGACCACCCCCGCCCCCUCCAGCCAGGAGCACAAGCGGCCCAGCCAAACCCACGUGACCAGCAGCAAGAGUUACCACUCGUCGGACAGCAGCGCGCGAGUGAAAAGCGACACCUCGUACAAAGGAUCGUGGGGUGGACAUGCCGCCAGUCAAACGCCAGGAUACAGUACGAAUGCACUGUCGACUAUGUCGAAGUCUUCACUGGACCCACACAGUCACCUUAGGCAACCAGAUCCCUACCAGAUGUUCGGGCCGACGAGUAGUCGACUCGCUAGUUCAGGCUCAGGCCAGAUCCAGCUGUGGCAGUUUCUCCUGGAGCUGCUGUCGGACUGCAACAACGCGGGCUGCAUCACGUGGGAGGGCACGCAGGGCGAGUUCAAGCUCACGGACCCCGACGAGGUGGCGAGGCGGUGGGGCGAGCGCAAGAGCAAGCCCAACAUGAACUACGACAAGCUCAGCAGAGCGCUCAGGUAUUACUACGACAAGAACAUCAUGACCAAGGUCCACGGCAAGCGGUACGCCUACAAGUUCGACUUCCAAGGCCUGGCCGCCGCCACCCAGCCCGCCGCGGCGGACCCCGCCGCCUACAAGUACCAGUCGGACCUGUUCUACCACCACUCGGCCAAGCUCAACUUCAUGUCCCCGCACGCCGCCAUGCCCUCCUCGUCUGUCUUCCCGUCGCCGUCCUCGUACUGGAGCAACCCCAGCGCCAACCUGUACUCCAACAUCGCGAGCAGCCACGGCAUGGCGCACGCGCCGCACCACGUGGCCGGCCACCUGCCCAGCUACCCGCACUACGCGUGACACGUGAGCGUGGACGCGCGGCA